AUGUCCAAUCCGCCCGAUUUCGUUCAGUCGAUACUAAGCUCCAUCAAGCAGCAAUCAAGCACAAACACAGCCUCCAGCGUAGAUCGAUACAUUGCACAAACGAUCCAAUUCUUCAAAGCUAUUGACUGGAGUCAGCCUUGGUUGAUGGCCCUUGUUGGCUUCCACGCCAUAUGUUUUAUCACCACGAUCGCCCUACGCAACCAUCAUAAUGCGCUAUCACUCUAUUUCUUCCUAUUAUUGGGUCUGGCAGCCAUGACACAAACAUUGAAUCAUCUUGGUCAAGCGUAUUGGGAUCGUUUCUCGACCGUCAACUACUUUGAUGAGAAUGGCAUGUUCAUUGUUUCAGUAUACGCGUUUCCCCUUAUAUUCAACGGCUUCUUUACUCUGAUCUUUGUUCUGAAAGCUGCAGCCAACCUCAUGAUCAAGGUCAAACGAGCACAAUUACGGAGCCAGGCACAGGCUAAAAACAAAAAGAAGGAUUAG
Lichtheimia ornata is the source of this 483-nucleotide messenger RNA. RefSeq lists its product as uncharacterized. The coding region runs from base 1 to 483 and encodes 160 amino acids. The transcript is spliced from 4 exons. Lineage: Eukaryota; Fungi; Mucoromycota; Mucoromycetes; Mucorales; Lichtheimiaceae. The record is from RefSeq and is a predicted model, not a curated record.